AUGAGGCAGAAUACACCACCUGUUUUUUCUGAUCUUUUCAUGCUGGCAGCUUAUCUGCGCAGAGAACUGGAAAAUAAAAAGACCAUCUUGCUCUAUGCCUAUAAUGGUACAGGGAAGACUCGACUGUCGAUGGCGUUUAAAGAUGCAGGUAAAAAAACGAUUCACCGCCCUUUUUCGGUUGGUGAUCAUGUGGGCCAGCCGCUUACAAUUACCGAAACGACCGGAGAUACCUUAUAUUUCAACGCAUUCACUGAAGAUCUGUUCCAUUGGAACAACGAUCUAGAAGGUGAUGAGGAUCGCCGAUUGCUGCUCAACAGGGAUUCGCGAUUUUUUCGGGGAUUGUUUGAGCUGGAAAUGGACAACCGUAUACGCCCGUUAUUGCAGCGUUAUACAGACUUCGACUUUCGAAUUGAUACAGAAGAAUGGGCGAUACGCUUCUCACGAACUGUAGAUGGUCAAAUCAUUGAUAACAUCAAGGUUUCACGAGGAGAAGAAAAUAUCUUCAUUUGGUGUUUCUUCUUAGCUAUCGUACAAUUAGCACUUGAUGGUGCAGAUGCUUACCAGUGGGUAAAAUAUAUCUACAUAGACGAUCCUAUAUCCUCACUGGAUGAGCAUAACGCUAUCACAGUUGGUAACCAUCUGGCACAACUAUUGAACAAAGCUGAUAACCCGUUGAAAGUGAUGAUCUCAUCCCAUCAUCCAUUAUUCUUCAAUGUCAUGCACAAUGAACUUGAUGCUCGUAAAUCCAGAAAGGUUGCAGCCUACUUUUUAUCAAGAUCACGGAUUGAUGGUAGUUAUUCCCUGACUUAUACAGGCGCGACACCAUUCUUUCAUCAUGUUGCGAUACUAACUGAGUUGUAUAAAGCGGAGCAAUCAGGUGAGUUAUAUACCUAUCAUUUCAAUAUGUUACGUUCAGUUCUGGAAAAAUCAGCCAGCUUCCAUGGUUUUUCAAAUUUCUCAGCCUGCAUUGCGCAGGAUGUUGAUGACCCCGAAAGGAUUUUGCAUUCGAGGCUCAUCAAUAUUUUAAGCCAUGGAAACUAUUCGCUUUUCGAGCCUCAACCUAUGCUCGAAGAAAAUAAAACUUAUUUCAGAAAGAUUUUGCAUGAUUUUCUGAAACGCUAUCCAUUUAAUCCUGAUUUAUUUCCUCAACAGAUUGAGGAAGGUGAAAAGAAACUAUGA
This is a messenger RNA of Cooperia oncophora, 1179 nucleotides long. The record is from the annotation of a GenBank genome assembly. Lineage: Eukaryota; Metazoa; Nematoda; Chromadorea; Rhabditida; Trichostrongylidae.